Molecule: messenger RNA, 2293 nt
Organism: Quercus lobata
Lineage: Eukaryota; Viridiplantae; Streptophyta; Magnoliopsida; Fagales; Fagaceae
Product: serine/threonine-protein phosphatase 7 long form homolog
Exons: 7
Coding region: 1-1758 (585 amino acids)
Biological process (GO): meristem maintenance; meristem development
Source: RefSeq, a predicted model, not a curated record
AUGAGCAUCACCUUACAAGAUAUUGAGGUGAUGCUAGGGGUUCCUGUUGAUGGGUUGCCAAUUACUGGGGCUGUGAAGAUGGAGUGGCCUACGUUGUGUCUUGAGUUAUUAGGUCAUCGUCCACUAGACCCGAUACCGCAUCCCUAUGAGAACACCUCUAUCCUUGCUGGGGCGAGGAUCAGAUUCUCGUGGCUGGAUGCACUAUUUAGUGGUCCCCUAGCUGCGGAUGCUACUGAUGAGGUAGUGCAGCAACAUGCGCGCUAUCACAUACUCGAUCGGUUGGGGACGAUUUUGUUUAUGGAUAAGUCGGCAGACCGGGUGUCGGUGCUGCCUCUACAGUUCCUAAACCCAAUCAGCAACGUGAAGAGGUACAGUUGGGGUAGUGGGGCAUUAGCCUGGUUGUACAGGCACUUAUGCAAGGCAUCGGAGUCGAAGGCGAAGCAGAUUGGAGGAGCAGUGAUGUUGGUGCAGCUGUGGGCAUAUUCGAGGUUCCCACUGAUAUGCCCUGUUAUGAGGUUGCCACUACUGCCAGUGGAGGCAGGUCCCCUUGCCAAUCGAUGGAAGGGGCCGAAGAGCACGACAGAGCAUGCGACACAUGUGCUAGUUGCGUAUCGUGCGUCACUGUCGAGUAUACGGGCACACCAGGUUGUUUGGGAGCCCUACAGCGAUGUCCUAGGGUUGUUGCCCCCAUAUUGCACUGCCGGCCGACAAAUAUGGAGGGCCGAUGUGCCAUUGAUCUAUUUUUGGAUAGUAGAGGAUCAUCAUCCCGAACGUGUCUUUCGUCAAUUCGGGAUGAAGCAAGUGGCACCGGAUAUUGUAGAUACGUCCGUUCAUCUCCACAAAAUCUCCCUCCAAGGUAAACUAGAUAAGGAUUGGGUGCAAGAGCAUGCUGUCUACAUUGACCGAUGGGCCCAUAGAGAGGAACAUAUUGCUGACGCACCGGCAUUGGAUGGGGACACGACAUACCUUGCUGCUUACAUGGAGUCGUACCGAAAGACGACGAGACGGUACAUUACACGCGACUCGGCGUAUUGGGAAAUCAUGGUUGAGUCCACUGUGGAAUUACUAUUGCAAUGCGAACCAAACUCCGCAGUGUACAAUCACCUGAAGAGGACGCUGGACCUUGUCGGAGAGAUGAGCCGAGGGGCAUUGGAGAAUGCGCGUGCCACGGUGACUGAGGCGAGCACACAGGCUACAGGCCGUGGUGGGGGAGGUCGUGGGUCUAGAGGGCGUGGACGCAGUGGAGGUCGUGCAUACAGUGGAGGUCGUGGAGGUGGUCACGAGGAUGACGAUGUCUUCGAUGAUGAGGCGUUGGAGGGCGACUGGGGCAUGUACAUGGAUGGUGUCGGGUCAUCGCGAUGCACGUCUGACGCUGCUGCCCAGCCAUCCCACCCCCCUGGCCAUGAGAAUAGUGCAGAACACACAUCCUGUGCCCAAGCUGGCCCUCGGUCCCCACCACCCACUCGGCUGUCUCCCCCAUUGUUUGCCGACUCUGCCCAUGACGGUGGCUGUAUAUUUGUACCCACCCCUGGCCGACCGACACCACCUAUAGUUCAAGCUGAGCCCACCCAGGACCCUUCACUUCCUAACCCUGAAGAACCGGCUGCACAGAUCGAACAGAUACAGGGUGAGAAUAUAGUGCCGGUACAUGGGUUGCGAAGAUCACUCCGCACUGACAUACAUCCCCCUGGUUGUGGGACCGGUGACGGUAAGACGAGACCGGCGAAGGCAGUUGUGAGGAAACGAAAAGAUCGUUGAGCCGUUGAUGAUCACAAAGCUUAUGGGGUUGGACGACGUGUUAUUGUUCAGCGUUCAGCUAGCGGAUAAAACUUUGAUAACAUUUUUUGGACAUAAAAGACUGACAGAUUUUUGGAGAGCAUACAUGGCAGCAGAUUUUUGGAGGGCAUAUAUGUUAACAGCUGAUUUUUUGGAUAUGUUAGACACAGCUUUUGGAACAUAUUUUGUAACUAAUGAAGCUACUUAAGCAUGUUUAUGACGUACAUGAAUAUUUGAGUCAGCUUCGAGUUAGGUACCAAUUAUACCAAUUAUAUUUGCAAAGGGUGGAUAUUUUCAUGUGCGAUGGAAAAGUUCAUUUCUAGAUUUUUGUAUCUAUGUAUCUGCAUAUUUGAACAAAGGCAGCUUUAGACGAAUGCAAUAUAGUGAUGAUGGAUGGAGAUCCCACAACUGACAAAUUUUAAUUUAUACAUAGAUUUUUUGAAAUUUUCAUUUUAUGUGGGUCUCUUUUAUAAGCAAAAGACUCUAGUGUAAAUUUAUACAGUUGGGAUUUGUUCAA